Molecule: messenger RNA, 7578 nt
Organism: Amoebophrya sp. A120
Lineage: Eukaryota; Dinophyceae; Syndiniales; Amoebophryaceae
Source: the annotation of a GenBank genome assembly
CUUACUAGGGUUUUUACUUCGCUUCCUUUCGCACGCGUUUCCUUAAUACCCAUUCUGAAUCUACUCAGCGACGUCGAAGCUCAGGGAUAGAGCGCUAGGAACGUUGUAUCUACUUAUCAGGGCAGCACGUCUCCGGUGCUCCUUGGCUGCACGACUAAGAUGAAAUCAAGCUGAGUGCCACUACUUCUCUAACGGUGUAGUAGAAUUUUGAGUUGCGCCCGCACCGACCAUGAGUCUGGUGGUUUUCAUCAUGCUGUGGAUAUGAAAGAAAAUAGACCUCCUGCUCCCGGAACCGGAUCCUGAAGUAGGACGGCCUUCAUCUUCAUCUGCUCUACUUCGUGAAGACAGACUGUUUUCGUCACGGUCAAGGACGAUUUCAUCCUCGCCGCGUGGUACUUCUUCACCAUCAAAAGCCCACGACCAUGCUUAAGAAGAUGCACAAUAUCUUCCGCCUCCCCUUCCUCGCCCUGCUCCUGCCCCAUGCGGUCCAGGCGGGUAACCCGGCCCUGGCUCUGGUAGACCAUGCCAACCAGGUGUUGAUGCUGGUGAUCGUCUAUCCAGUGCAAAUCUGUCUGGGUCUGGACGGAUGCAACUUGUGAUGCUAUCUUUGGAUUCGAAAAAAAUCUGUAUUGCAUGACAGGCGAGACGAGGAGUCCAGGGUGUGCUACGUAGAGGGGGCAUUUUUCAUGCGUAAAGGGCAUCAGAAAGCCCUUUAAAAAUCUGUGAUACUAGGUCAUGCAUUACAGGCGUCAUGGGUCGUGCCAAAUAUGCAUGACAAGCCUGGCAAUCUUCCAGACCCAGACAUAUUUGCAAUGCAUAUCGUCGUGCUGCUGGGAAUCUUGGCGUUCAAAUACAAGGACCGCGUCAUUUGUGCAAGGAAAAAACUGUGUUAGUGAUAGUUACUGUAAAUCUGUAAUGCAAAAAAUGCACACCAGAGUUCUGAGUUCAGUUGACACGUGUUAUUAUCAUGCCCGAUAGAUACCAGUAGAACUAGAAGUGAUGAGCGGAGACUACGUGUGCUGAUAGAGCAUGCAUCUUGUUUUGCUUUUAUGCAAAGCGCGUUGGAAUAAAUGGAAUUUGUGAUGCUGCUGAUCAUUAAAAUUAAAAGGAAAAACCAGUUACACCAACACAAUUUUUUCCUGGAUACUCGUUUUCUUUUCACGGGCGACGACCGGCUCCACGGAAACACGCUGGACGGCAUCUGGUGGGGCUGCGCCCGCUGCUUCGGCGCCUGCGACGGCACGUGGUCGUAUUGUGAGGAAAAAUCCCCCCUCCCCACAUAUUGAAAGCGCACGCUUCUAAAAAUUUGUGAUGCAGAUGUGUGACCACACCCUCUGUGUUGCAAGAAGGCGAACCCAGAGAGUCCGCCGCAUUAUGCAGGCUGUUUGUGAGGCUGUUGGGCUUACAGCCUAGACGUUUGGCAUGCUAGGCAACUACGUCAAAACCUCUCGAGUCAGGCUUGGCAUAUGGUGCCUGCAGUCCUCUACUGCAAGACGAUCUGACUUGUGUACGGAAAUCCAGCAUCAGCAACUUCGUUUCGAUAUGGGGAGGGGGGAUUUUUCCUGUUGAUAGGUCGAUCCACGUGUUCGGCUUCAACGUGAAAAAGAAAAUCGGCCAGUCCCUCGGCCUGGUCUCCAUCCCGCUGAAGAUCAGCAAUAUCCGGGCGGGGGAUCUCCCCUUCAAGGGCGGCGCGACGGGCGAUUUUUACCUGAUGUGCGAGUGCGGGUCCCACCCACCCAUGAUCACCUCGGUGCAGGAAAACGCCAGCCCGAAGGUGAUAUCAAGUGUAAAAGUGUCUGGCUCUGGAAGAGUUGGAACUUGCCAUGCGGAUUCUGGAAUGGGCAAAAAUUUAUAUUGCAUAAGCACCAAAAGCUUCUUGCUACGCAAACAGGGAAUUUCUCAUGCGGAAUAGACAUCAGGAGGCCUGCGCAAAAUCUGUAAAUGCUUUUGCGUGCAUUAGAGACCAGUUGCGUGAUCCAGAAGAUGCAUGACAAACUCCUGCAAUCUUCGAGACCCAGACACUUUUGCAUUUGAUAGGUGAUCACGUUUCCGGAGGAGCUGGUGCUGCGAAUUCGGGACAGCCAGAUGGAGGACAAGGUGCGGUUUGUGGUGAAGGAGGAAAAUUUCUUCGGCUCGGAUAUGACUUGUUCAAGCGUUACAAUCUCAAACGUUACAAUAGAAUCUGGAAUUUGUGUUGCAUGGUGAGUAUGACAGACUCGCAGACCGUUCCACUUUCUGCAAUACAAAUUUCGCCAGAUUGUAGGGCGGUUUGGGGCUCCGGAACUUGUGAUGCGCAAUCCUAUGCGAGUUGACUAGAAGAUCAUGCACUCUUGCAUCACAGAUUUCCAUAUUCUAUUGUGACGUUUGAGAUUGUAACACCUGAGCGGGUUAUAUCGGAAGAGGUCGCCGAACUGGUAAUCUCCGCGUCGGAUAUCAAAUGGGAAAAAAACCACGCCUUGUUGCAACAUUGGUUCUUUCCUACAAAUAAAUCCUCUUGUUUGCCAUGGAUACGGAUAGAUGGAGUCAGUCUAAAGAACUUUGCGUCCUCGUGAAGGUGUGCACAUGCAAGCGGGCCGUGUUUGUACUGCGUUCUUGCACUGCCACUGUCUACGUAAAACUUAUUGGAUAAUAAAGCGCGCGCAACAUCAUCAAUCUGACCAGCGUUUAGCUUUAUUGACUUUGCAGUUUUAGCAUGUAGUACAACUUUGCCGUUGCUUGGUACACUGCCGGGGUUUACAACGGUCGCAGGAUUUAUGUUGCAGCAAAUCCCAUCUUUUUUCCCCCGAUACCGGAUGUUUUCAAUCUGAUCUACGACCACGAGGCCAACCACCCCGGAAAGCCGAUAAUAAAACGGUUCAAGAUGGAGCCUUCAGGUACUUACUUAUUUAUUUAUAGAUACGAGGUUGCAUCCAGCCUCCACAAAAAAGAUAGAAACUCCAAUUCGUUUUCUUGAUUUCUCAUGCUAUGAAAACAAAAUUUCUAAAGAUCGCAACAACGACUACGAAACGCCGGCUUGGCUGAUUCUAGAGUUUUCGCAGGAUUUCGAUUCUGCACUCCGUAUCGAUCAUGAAGAAGCUAGCGUAGGAGCGAUUUUUUUUGCUACCACCCUAUGCAGAAAUGAAAAUUUGUCGUAUCCGCUUCCGCAUGAUCCCGCCGCGAAAAGGUCUCUCACGCGCUUACACAAGAGCCGCCUCCCGAGGGCCGGUCUACUCAGAGUGAUGAAAUUUUUGAUUUUUGUGUGGAUCCACUAAACAUAUAAACGCUUGUCGUGCUAGCUUUUUCCCACCGGAUUUUGCGUAAAGUGUCCGAGGAGCCGGCGCACCGUGCAACUGUGACGCUGAUGGACCGGGGCACUGGGAUCUACCGCGACUACGAUCCUUCCGAGCUGAAGGAGCAGCCGGAGUUCCAGCUAAUCGACACGCAGGGCCGGGCGGUCACCGAGCCCGCCGAACACAUGCUGCAGGAGAUACGCGCUAUCCUCUGGGGGAAAAUAAAGUAUUGUUGAAGGCGCCGGCGUAUACAUGAUGCGUACAAGAAUUGCAAGAGCGUACUUGGCCUUUACUGAUGCAGCAGCGCAUCAGGCGACAAGGCACAGCACUGUCUACAUCAUUUUGGAUGUUGGAAAACAGUUCUGCGGCUAGAUUUGGCUCUCUUGUGUGCGCGGCGGGAAGAAGGUACAACAUUUUUUACACUGCAUACACCCGAUGCGAUCAAAAUUCCGUUUUCGCCGAAGAAUAGUGGCCGCCACAAUCAUUCUCAUCAUCGUGGGUUACGCUGGGCUCAGGUACAGUUCUAUGAAUCGAUUUUUUUAUUCGGUCGCUUUUCGUUUUCUCGGCCAUCCCCAAGGUAGCGAAAAAAAAAGAAGAAAAAAAGGUUCUACGUCUGGUCGUGUUACCGCCAGUUCAAGGUGCUGGAAAUGGGUAUGCGUCGUAAAUAUGUCUGGGUCGGAAACAAGAUUGCAAGAUUUGUUGUGCCUGUCUGACAUGGCUCGGAGGUUCGUUGUGAUGCCUGUGCACGAAGGAAAGCACGCGUCAUUCGUUUUCUGUCAUGCAAACUGAUGCAAUUUCCUGUGCGGAAUGCGCAAGGGCAAGACCCAAGGCCGAACUUCUUAUGCUUCGCUGCCUUUAGCACGCGCUCAUCUUCAUUCACGUCCUUGUACUUAUUGAAAGUGUCCAGACCCGGACAUAUUUGCGGUUGAUAGUGUGUGUGCUGUCAGACAAGAAGUUCCCCAUGACGGCGGCGGAAAUGAAAGAAGUACUUACUUACGAGGUUUUCACUGUUUUGAGUAGUUGAAAAAAUCCACUUCCACAAGAAAACCACGAGGCAACUGUGGUGAGUGUGAGCAUCGUUGUCGUGUGUGGAAAAAACCUUCGAGAAAUAUAUAAACCACACGCAGUAUGGAAACGUCAGGUUUGAAAUCGUCAAAGUUGAAAUAAUUUGUAAUGCAUAAAAUGCAUGACCCGAGGUACGUGCGUUGCAGAGCAGGCAAGUGAGGCCGAUUGUAAGCCUGUUUGGGGUUACAGCUCGAGCUGCUAAAGUAGCAUGAGAAAAUCGCUCUUCUUUGCCUAAACAGCACGACAAACUGGAUUUAAGGGCCGCCAAGAUUUGUCAUGCGCCACUUGGAAACUGGGUUCCAACUGGCAUCCAUUUGAUGCAUGACAAAUUAUUUCAACUUUGUCGAUUUCAACUCUGACACAUCCACACCCAGCUCCGGCAAGACUGCUCGACCAUGACCACACCGGAAUGCGUAUCCCAGAGAAAAAAGCUGGCAGGGCAUGUUUGUAAUGCCAAAAUAAAUACACAGAAAAACUUCUCAUGGGUGGCCCUAUAGCAUGCUGUUUCGGAUAUGCAAUGCAGAUUUUUUGUGUAUUUCUUUUUGCAUUACAAAUAUGCCCCUCCCGCUUUUUUCUGUGUGAUAAUGCGAGCCGAGCGAAGACCAAGUCCUGCAGACGUGUAUGGCUCCGCCGGUAGGCCAAGCGCGGCCCCAUAUGCAUUGCAAAAGCAUCGUACCAGUAGGAAUUGCAAAUGCAAGUAGUAUUCUAUUAUACAAAUUAGCUCAGCAUGCAAUAACAGAGGGAAUUUAAGUAUUUGUCAUGCUUGGAAAAAAGAUGAUUUGUGGUGCAUAACUGGGACACGAUCACUACAAGAACGAUACUCUUGCACUGGAUACCCCGGGCGUUCCAUCAACUUUGGCACGACUUGCUGGGAUUGGACGUGUCCGCGGCCCUGACGCUGCCCUGCUUCCACGGGGUCUGCAAGCUACGCUCGAAGCUACGCAUUGUAAAUAUCGAUCUGUGUCUGGAAUAAACUUGUGUUGCUGAAGAUACUCGCGCCGCGGAGUAGUCGCUUGUAUGGACGAAUAAUCGCAUGAUCACAAGUUUUGCGAGGCUCAUUCCGAGAUUGAUUCGUCAUGCGCAUAAAAAAGUAGGUUCCGGCGAGGCAAAAAAGCGAGCGAGACUUCUUUUCAUCCAUCACAGAAGAUGUUGCUGUCCUUGAAAUCUUGCAUGAGAAAUUUACACCCAGAUGACUACAGAUUCGCAAUGCAUAUAAUCUGGCGGAGUACGAUUUUCAGGCUGUUUUGAUUGUGGUCGGCCUGAUUUUCGGUGCGGUGCUCUACAACGAUAUCGUCAAGCAGCAAAUGCUAUCGGAUAGAUGCAAAAGUCCUUUUGGUGUCGUUGCAUGACAGACUUCCAGUCUUUUACGUCGUUUCUGCAUAAUGGCACAUCCUGCUAUGAACAAAAACAUUUGUACUUUUGCACUGCAUAGACCCGUAACAAGCAGCACGAAAUGGUGACCGCCAUGUCGCCAGGGCACUCGCCCAUGCUAUCGCACGAAAAAAGUGUCUUGAGCGUGUGAUCAUGCGGGGGAAGUUAGAUCGCACAACAGCAUAGAACUUGGAACAGCUCUGGUCUUUACCAAAAAGUUCUUAUGCAGUGCCUGUUUUAAAUAACAAUGAUGAUGAUCACAGGAGGAGAAAAAUCUCUUAUUUUUUUUCGUGCGAUACCGAAACCGAAUGCAGCAAUCUAUGGUGGUCAAUUCCUACGGCGGCGGUCUUAUCCUUUAUAAAAACGUCCCCACCUCCCCAUGGUCAAGUCGGAACCUUUGCGAACACAAAUCCAGAAGUUUUGGGAGUCACGCAUGACAAGUUUUGCACUGUAAUACUGUAGUGCAGGAUAGCAAGAAAAGCCGCAUCACAAAUCCAUCCCCUUUUCCUGUUUGCAGAAUUACAAAUUUCGAAACUGCACGACGGACGAGAGACGCCACUUGUGUGGAUGCGCACUAGCAACGUUCCUGUGCGCCGUGGAAAUCUGCAUGACACCUACUAUGGUCGUGUGGGGACGUCUUUACACAGGAGACGCCUGGACGGCUACGGUGGCUAUGCGGGUGGUCCAGAGACGUCCAAGACCAAUCAGAAAGUGGUUUACAGUCCCGUGCUAUCCAAGGAAAAAAAUGUGCUUUUAUUUCAACAUUCCCUGAGUUUGACUUUGAUGCAUGAUUUUUUGCACGGCGUGGAAUAUUAAUCUCCGGUGUUUCCACGCCCAUGCGGCAGGUUGGUUUAACGCGACUGAGGACGUCGAUUAGGCGUGGUCAUGAUUCACCUGAUCCUCUCAGCUUUCCGCUCACAGUGCCUCGACGCACUGUGUCUUUUUUUGUGGCAGAUGUGAGUAGUAGAGAUUGUUUUCGGUAGAAAAGAAACCAACUUGUGGACUAGUAAAGUAAGGACAUAAAGAAAUACAUGCAGUCUUUUCCUUCGAUAAUCUCUACAGCAGCAGAUGGCCGCUGCGCAACGGAACCCAGGGAGCACACCAUUUUUGCCGCCCGCGGGGGGUGGGGCGUACAACUGAGGAUGAUCGUAAGUCUGCUUAGUACUUAUCUUAUGGACUCGCUUCAACAAGAAUAAAAGAAGAUUACAUUACGAGCGUGUCAGUAUAUAAUGAAAGUUCCACCUGUCUGAAUAAACCGCCAACACACUGGACUCCCGAUUGCAAUUUCGUUGCUGCGGGAGCAGCGCUGCACAUUUUCCACCAAACCGUCAGAGGAGUGCACUAAAGCGUCCCAGUUUCAACAGCUUCGAUUUCCAGUAGCUGUGGCCGACGUAAUACUUUUGCUCCUCUACUACUUACAAGAACGGCAGUUGUCACACAGGACUACGACAUCGAAUGCUUUGCAAGAUUUUUUAGACAGUGGCGGUCAAGUAAGUAGAAGACGCGACUUAGGCGGGGGCAUGAGCGAAACGAGAGUGGUCUUCAGAUGAAACGGAACAAAAAAUGCGUACAACAUUUUGUCCACCGCGACCUCCAGCUCCAGCAGCAGAGCUGUUGAACUUGUUGAUCAGCAUGUUCGAGGAUUUGGGCAUUUGAGCAGGCUCAACAAAUGAAACCGGAUGCACUUGAUUGCCGUUGAAUAUACUUUCAUCUUUGCAUUGAAUUCAUCGGCAGAAAAGGAAAGAGCGAGGGUGAGAAGAUCAAGGCAAAAUAAUGACAUCAAACAGCUAUCCUGCAAGAAACGGGAUAUUGAUUUGUUGCGUUUCUGUUGUGAUAUACCCCCUAAAUAAGGAGGAAAGUGCGUGCUGUGGAC